Molecule: messenger RNA, 1416 nt
Organism: Thecamonas trahens ATCC 50062
Lineage: Eukaryota; Apusomonadida; Apusomonadidae
Product: saccharopine dehydrogenase
Exons: 1
Coding region: 62-1360 (432 amino acids)
Biological process (GO): glycolipid biosynthetic process
Cellular component (GO): plasma membrane
Source: RefSeq, a predicted model, not a curated record
CGGAUUGAGAGCACAACUCUCCCCUCGAAGCGAGCUCUCGACAAAAGGCAAGACGACGACGAUGGCAGGCGAGGCACGGCGCGAGUUUGACGUGGUGGUAUGGGGCGCGACGGGGUUCACCGGCUCGCUGGUGGCCAAGUACCUGGCGACGUAUCACCCGCCGGGCGGUGGCUCUGGAAGCGUCGGAGCGGCGCUGGCUGGCGCCGAUGAUGCGAGUCGACCGCUGUCGUGGGCGGUUGCUGGGCGGUCGCCAGGCAAGCUCGAGACGCUUGUGAGCGAGCUGGCUGCCAUCAAUCCGGCGUGUGCAAAAGUGCCUGUGGUGAUCGGCGAUGCCACCGACCGCGCCUCGCUCGACGCCAUGGCUGCGCGGACGAGCUGUGUUGCGUCGACGGCCGGUCCGUUCUUCCGCUUCGGCACCGAGCUGGUCCGGGCCUGCGUGGCUGCUGGCACGCAGUACUGCGACAUCACCGGUGAGUCGCCAUGGGUCCGCGCCAUCAUUGAUGAGCUCCAUGAAGAGGCCGAGGCCAACAACGCGCUCAUCGUCUCGUGCUGCGGAUUCGACUCGGUUCCGGCCGAUCUCGGCGUCCACAUGCUUGUCCGGCACGUGCAAGACCACCAUGGGAUCUCGCCCGGGACAGUGACGGCAGGAGUUGGUGUGGCUGGCGGUGCGUCCGGCGGUACCAUUGCGUCGAUCAUCAACCUGAUGGACAACGCCGACCUGCGACUCUUUGCAGACGCCUUUCUUCUCAACCCGCGCGAGAACAAGCCACGGCUCGCCGACCGCGGAAUUGGUGCCGCCUUUGAGGCCGAUCGGAAGGGCGUGGCGUGGGAUCAGCUGCUGGAGACGUGGACCGGCCCGUUUCUCAUGGCCGGCGUCAACACCCGCGUGGUGAGGCGGUCGGCAGCGCUUGCCGAGCAAGCCGGCAAGCCGUACGCACCGGUCUUUCGCUACAACGAGGCCAUGCGGUUCCGCUCGUGGUGGACCGCGAUGAUGGCCACGUCCGUCCUCAGUAUCUUCGGCAUCAUGCUCUACUUCCGGGCGACUCGGUGGCUGCUGAUGAAGAUCAUGCCGUCCCCCGGCCAAGGCCCGUCCGAGGCCAAGCGCGACGCCUCGCACUUUUCCUACAACCUUGCCACUGAGUUGCCUGACGGCACCCGCGUCCGCGCCCGCGUUGCAGGUGGAGAUCCGGGCUAUACUGAGACAUCCAAGAUGAUCGCCGAGGCCGCCAUCGUCCUCUCUCGCUACAAGAGCUCGCUUCCGGUCAGCGGCGGCGUCGUCCCGCCAGCGUAUGCCAUGGGCGAUGUCCUCCGCACUCGCCUUGUCGACGCUGGCAUGACCUUUAAGAUCGUCGACCCGUAGCGCCCCCUCCCUUCUCCUUCUCACAUCAAUCCAAAUCAAAGCAGUUAUCGUCUUGA